This is a messenger RNA of Hemiscyllium ocellatum (epaulette shark), 6575 nucleotides long. It is a transcript of the gene ankle1, whose product is annotated as ankyrin repeat and LEM domain containing 1. Bases 1 to 4431 code for a protein of 1476 amino acids. The transcript has 10 exons. The record is from RefSeq and is a predicted model, not a curated record. Gene Ontology annotation, molecular function: endonuclease activity; protein binding. NCBI's taxonomy places the organism in Eukaryota, Metazoa, Chordata, Chondrichthyes, Orectolobiformes, Hemiscylliidae.
AUGGUGAGAGGAGAAAGCCGUGAUGAAGCACAGUUCAGGUUCCCAGCCUCCAGUACGUCAGCGUCAAACCUGAUCCUGUCCCACAGAUUGCUCAGUUCCUUAGCGAGGUGGCUGAAGGAGAGUGCUGACCCCAACCUGGUCUUACCUGAGGGAGUAGCAGCUAUACACCUAGCAGCUGGGAAGGACACAGAAGGUGGAAUUCGAUGUUUGAAACUACUACUUCAGCACGGGGCAAAUCCCAAUGUCAGAUCCACUGAAGGUCUCACUCCAUUGCAUGUAGCUGCCUCCUGGGGCUGCGUCAAGAGUUUGAAACUGUUGCUCAGAAGUGGAGCAGACCCUACUCUCCAGGACCAGGACAGACUGAGGGCCCAGGAUCUUGCUGAGGAGCAAGGAAAUGUGAAAUGUUGUCAGAUUCUCCAGGAGUAUUACCGUGACAGUCUGCUGGAGAAUACAGAGGAAGAGCGUCCCACAUACCAAUAUGUCUCCUAUCGAAGAUUCAGCAGUGGAUUUCAUUUCUUCGCUGACCCUGUUGUGUUCGGCAUCACCGAAAGACACAAAGUGGACGCACUUCCUGGAAGAAAUGACGAAUUACAUCCAGUCCAUAGACCCCAGCGAUCCGCAACUCUCAGCUGGUCUGUGCUCAAUGUCAGUGACCCCAGUGCAAUCUGUGAAAAACCACGCAGCUACUCGACGGAAAUAAACCCAAGGAGCAGUCAUUUAGGGGAUGACACAUCGACCUGGUCUGAGCCACUGAGGCCCCAGUCUCUAUCAGGAACAGUGAAGCCACAGGGACAAGGGCAUAGUAGGGGUAUAGCUGAAGACAAGGGUAAAGAUCACGUCAUUGCAACUGUGGAAGUAACCCUUGAUGACUGUAUGUUGUCAAGUACCCAUGUGGGGACAGAUGGGAAGUUUGAAAAGCUGGCUUCACAUGAACACAGUUCUGGAACUGACUCCUCUGAGUACCACACAUCAGUUGGCCAAGAGUUAACCCUUCAGGAUGAUGAGAGCUUUUUCCCUUUGUCUGCUCCCCAGCCACUGCCAGCUCUGAGCCACGGGCUGGACGCCUCCAUUGAUGAUGAGAGCUUUUUGCCUCCAUCCACCUCUCAACUGUGUCCAAUUGGGAGCGACAGAUUGAAAAGCUCAACCAAUCCUCUCCCAGAAGGCGAGCACUUCCUAACAGAACCCCUCUGUGCCCAAUACAAAGAGAAGCAAGUCUUUAAAGAUGGUGAUGUUUCCAUUAACACAGAAUGGCUUUCUGAACUGGAUUGUACGUGCACUUUACAGGAAAGACCUGAGUCCAACCAAUCACUGUCAAGCACCAUGCUUGAUCUCGCCAAACACACAGAAUUUUGUGAUUCUGAGUUCUUAAUUAAUCCAUCUAGACGCAAAGGCAUUGACGUAACCUCACCAGAUCACAUCUAUCUCUUUGGACACAGACAUUCGACCACUCAACACGAACUGGAUAAAACCACUGCCAUUCCCUUGGAAGAUACUUUCAGCCUCACCAUGGGGACAGUCGGUGAUGAGUGUCCUCCCAGUGCCAACUGUGCCCAACAUGAAGGAGGUGAUUCAAAAGCGUCAAUCUCUGUUUCCAGCAGGGGAUGCAGCCUCUACUGUAGCUGUGAAAGUGGGUCUGAGUGUUUCCCCAGUGCAUUUGGAAGCUGUGAACGGACACGUAGCACAGAGCGAGUUCAGGCAGACACAGAAUCUUGUUUGAUCCACAAAACUCGGGCAGGUCCAAACCAGGAAGUGUCUGUUUCAGGAUGUACAGAUGACGUUACAGCACUUGGCAUCCAGAUGAUACACUCCAGAGAUUUACAAACUGUUCCUUUUAAAGACUCCCAGUUCAUUGGAAGAAUGUGCAAGGACAGACGUUUACGAAGGAAUGGUGAGGGACCCAAGAGUCACACUCCAAGUGUUGGAAGGCAGUGUAGUGACUAUGGUAAAGGUCAUCUCGACACCGUCACCAACACAAGCAACAGUGACAUCUUGCAGAGUUCCCAGGCGGAGCCUGUAAAUACAAGCAGCAGCAAUAAUGAGAAACAGACAACUGUAGCCCAGAGCAGUCUGAAACAGUCAGUGAAUCUCCAUAAUGAAAAUAGACUGAGCCAGGAUGUAUCAUCAGCCAUGAAUGCAAACAUCCAAAAUCACAAGUGGAAGCAAAUGGAGUCGCUUAUGGCACAGGUUCCUGCUGACCACAGAGGAGAUGAGGAUUUUCCAGGUUUAUUGAUGCCAUCCACCAAGAAAUCCUCAUCUUCCAUUGUCUCAGCUGAUGAACCCAACCUGGGAACAUCGCAUAGUGGCUCUGCUUCCAUUGACAGUAACAUGGGAAACAAAACUGAAACGAGUGUAACUGAAAGAUAUUCACCAGUUGGGGAUGAGAAAGAAGAUGGUGACACAGCGUUGGAAAAAUUACUGAAGGACAUCAAGUCGGGAAAUGAGACCGGGUUGUCUCUGCAAUUCGAUGGCAAUGGAUUGUCACCUUUUGUGACUCCACGCACCAAGAGUCGAUUGGCCAACUCCGCAUCCAGGAGCUGCAAUUCCUCACUUUUUGAGCAAACCAUCGUCACACCCAGGAGAAUUCGCCGAGUUCGCAGGCAGCAAGCAGUAUGUGCCAGAAGUCCACUGGACUCUCUCAGCCACGGCUCUGCUGUUUCCCAGGGCACAGAGGAUGAAGAUGGAACUUGCUCCUUUGCUCACACUUGGGAUAGCGAAGAAGCAGACUUUGACACGGUUCCUUUCAUUCGAUGUAACGAUCAUGAGAAAGGGACCAUGCAGCCAUUGGCCCCUUGGUGCUCAGAACCAGGAAAUGCAGAUUUUGACACUGUCCCGUUCCCAAAUCCUAACUGUGAGAAAGGAACCGACCGCACUCCAUCCCCAGUGGAUGAGGCAAACAGCAACAAACAGUCUUCCCAGAUAACAAGUGUAAUGAAUGGUGGGAACAGAAACCAAGCAGCACCUUGUCCCCUAAACCUUGAGUGUGGAGGGAUCAGCCAAGAUGGUUGUGUGUGUCCACCCACUGGGCAACAAGUGGUCACUCAGCCCUACAUAAGAGCCGAUGACGUAAGCCGAGGGAGGUCCCGUAACACUUCUCAAGAUAAUGACUCGUCAAGUGAGCUGAGAAUAUUGAAAGAGAGGCACAGAGUGAAUGGUGCUGCAGAGUUGUCCCAUGCUUUCCCGCGCCCUUCCUCUCUGUGUGCGUUAGCUGGUGACCCUGAGGAUGAAGACAGUGACUGUUCCUUAGAUGGCAAGGUGUGUGAAAGCACAAGGCUGGAGGACAUGGGUUUGCAGCAGGGAACCGUGGGCCAGAGGUGCAGCUUCUCCAAGUGGCCUGCUGCACAGCGUCUUUCAAAAAUACCAAACCACGACGGGGAAUGGCAAAGCCCCUCUGGCGACCUGAAGCUGCAGCUGUCUCCCGGUGGCCGUCCGGUUAACGGUCAUGAGGGUGGAAUGGUGGAGUAUCUGUACACUGACACCGAGGAGGGCCACACGUUCAUAGAACGCCGUUACCCUUGCACAGACGUGAGCGCUGAGAACCUGAGCACCUCAGGCUCUGAGGACACCGUCAUCUACGACUGGAGGGCCUACAAGAGCGGUAGUACACUGAGUCCUGAGGAGAAAGGAAACGAGCAGCCAACAUUGUCCCCCAGCCUCCUCCUCCUGUCCAACAGUCAGAUCCGAAGGCAGCUCAAAGACUAUGGAGAAGACCCUGGCCCUGUGACAGACUUCACCAGGAAGGUUUAUCUGCAUUCUCUGAACAAGAUCAGAAAGGAGCCCUUGCCCAGGAAGCCAGGACAGUCUGCAAGUUACAGUCCAGAGCUACGUCAGAGUUUGGAAACGUUUAUCUUCCCGGAUUGCAGUCAGGAUGAACUAGCUCUAGUGCAGCAAUUUGAACAGCCAGACCAGAACCGGAAAUGGAGGGAGGGCCUCCUCAAAUCCAGCUUCAAUUACUUGCUCCUUGAUCCCAGGGUCACGAAGAACCUGCCUGUUCGUUGUCACACCCUGAGCUCUGUGGAAUGUUUCCGCACCUUUGUCAGCUCCAUCUUCUAUGUGGGAAAAGGAAAGCGCUCCAGACCAUACUGUCACCUCUAUGAAGCUCUGACACAUUUUAAAAACCACAGUAAUCAGGUGAGUGCAAAACUGAAGCAGAUUCUGGAUGUCUGGGAGAAUGGCCUCGGGGUGAUUUCUUUGCAUUGUUUCCAGAAUGUUAUUCCUGUUGAGGCGUAUAGCCGGGAGGCGUGCAUGGUGGAUGCAUUGGGCCUGCAGAUGUUGACCAACAAGAAGCGGGGCGAUUAUUACGGUGUCGCUGCAACCUGGACAGCGAGGCGACGGCGGCUGCUGGGGGUCCACAUGCUCCGUCGGGCGCUGCAGAUCUUUCUGGCAGAAGGGGAGCGGCAGCUGCGUCCAGCCGAUAUCCGGACAGGGCAGUGACCAGCCGCGGGCAUGGCUCAGACCGACCCCCUAAACCCCCAGCACCAUGCGGCAAACGCCAACACACCCAAUCGUGAGACCUUCCACGUGGCACCCCCUGCUCUGCCCUCGUCAUUCGAGUAGCCCAUGUUGGUUUCGGUGCCCACCCUGGUUUCCCCUGGUUUUGGUGUUUUGGCAUUCCCAAAAAAUGCAGCCCUUUUACUUGGUGUGCCAGUGUUCCACAGAACCGUAAUGUGAGCAUUCCCACCUGCUGUUUCCAGGUUGUGGGCAUUGGUACCCAUUGGAAGGGGGGGGUGGUAUUCUACACCAUAUGUCCACAGAGAAGAGCAGCAGGGCCUACUGGCAGAAUGGUCGCCACCCAGUGGCUCAUGUGCACCUCCUGUGGGCGCAUUUGAACAUUGCAUUGCAAAGAGACAUUGCGUUCGGUUGGAUGGACUUUCAUAAAGAGUGCAGAUCUCCAAAAAGUGUAUGAACUGCAAACAUACAAUCUCUGUUGGGAAAAGAAAAUGCUGAACAAUUAGCCUUUUUAUACAAAAAUGGUAUUUAUUGCCUUCCCAAACUUCCUGAUUCUUGCAAUCUCUUGAACAGUUUGUAGCAGUCAAAAUAGUUCCUGGUUUCCGUAUGCAGACGCUCCGAAGGGAAUGGGGCAGAAAUGUCCCUGCCUUUCCCUCAUUGGAUGAAAUUUGGAUUUCCACAAUUGAGGAAUAUUGGUCCUAGGAAAUAGCAGCUGAAAGUUUUUUUUCAUCUUGCUCUGUGAUAGUGAGUUAGGUUCAAACUGUAGUUUUCCCUACUCCACCCUUUUUAAAGAUGUCUUUUUAAUGCUGUUUUUAAAAUGCUCUCUUCUGCUGACCUCCAGAUGGCAGUGUUUGAGGAGUUCUUGUCUGUGUUGGUAUCUGGCAAAAAAAAGCUUCUGCCAUGUGUUUCAGGUUCAAAAGUCUGAGCAUUCCCUUGCAUCAUUGGAGUCUUUAACUCCUCCAAGUGAUUUCUCCCUACAAUCUGGACAGGUCUAAAUGGAUUUGUUACAUUUUUGUUUUAAGAUGAAUAAAUGUAAAAGAUGGUGGCUCCAACCAGGUUUUGAGAAUUUCACCAUGGUGGACCAGGACAUCGUGUUGAGUGAAGUUGGUGAUUUGUGACCUGACAACAAAUAAAAAUAACAAUAAGAGGUUUUUUGGGGGGAAAAAAAUGAAUGUUUGCACAUUGGGUAAAAUGUACAGCCCCAAAAGUAAUUUUCAAGACCGAGCACUCGCAUAAGAACUUGAAGGGGGAGUACUUGCAAAGCCAUUCAGAAAUUAGACUAAUUAAAUCCCAUAUUCAUUUUAAAGACCCAACAGAGGCCUCAAGGCCAUUUUCUGUGCCAUAUCAUUCCUUGGGGAUUGUGUGCAGGUUGUGGUAGAAGAGCCAUGAUCCUAUUGAAUGGCCAACAGGCUCAAGGGGCUGAAUGGCCUACUCCUGCUCCUAUUUUCUCUAAUUCUAACAUCCUCGAGAAGCAAUCGCAGUGAGCUGAAUAGCGUCUCAUAGCCGGUACAGUGUGGAAACAGGCCCUUCAGCCCAACAAGUCCACACCGACCCUCCAAAGAGUAACCCACCCAGACCCAUUGCCUCUGACUAAUGCACCUAAUACUAUGGGCAAUUUAGCAUGGCCAAUUCACCUAACCUGCACUUUUGGACUGUGGGAGGAAACCGUAGCACCCGGAGGAAACCAGCACAGACACGGGAGAACGUGCAAAUCCACACAGUCCGUCACCCAAGGCUGAAAUUGAACCCAGGUCGCUAGUGCUGUGAGGCAGUAGUGCUAACCACUGAGCCACUUAUCAACUCAAACCUGGUCAGAGCUUGUGUUCUGAAUAUGGACUGUUUCAGUAUCUCAGGAGUUGCGAAUGAUGCUGAACAUUGGGGAUGUUUGCUGAUAUUUGCACACUUCUGACCGCAUGGUCAUUGAAACAGCUGAAGAUCAUUGGGCCUUGGACAUUACCCUGAGGAACUCCUGCAGAGAAGUCCUGCAGCUGAGAUGACUGACCUCCAACAACCACAGCAUCUUCCUACAUGCCAGGUAUGACUGCAGCCAGUGGAGUUUCUGCCUUGCUUCAGUAGGGUGAUAAAUUUACCAGGUUGUUGUUUUCCUGCUUUUAUUGAUGGGAAGUAGC